AUGUCUGGAUACAAGUUGUUCUACUUUCCAGGCCGCGGUGGAGCAGAAAAAUGCCGACUUGCAUUCGCGGCUGCAAAGAUUGAUUACGAAGACGUGCGAGUGCCAAGCGAAGAAUGGCCGAAAGAGAAAGCGUGUAAGUAAAUAUACAAGGGAACCAAAAUCUAUAAGCGACGUUUAUUCAGUAUCUUAAAUAGCUGUUUAAGACGGAAAGCGAUCAAAGCUUAAGGCAAAUACGUAUACAUGACACAUAUUCGACUGAUUUUCGAUCGGUAAGAUUUAAUGAUGUGGUCGUGUACAAAAUUGCUUAGUCACGAUGACUUAGAGUGCUUUUGAUACUACACGAACCUCCCUUGAAACUCGUUCGCUCUUUUUAAAUAACAUAUCAAAACGUAAAACCUCUAUUUUGACACGAUAAAAAUUAAAGCUAGAACGCUUGUGGGGUCGUGUAUACCACUACUACUCGCUUUUUAUGCUCCCGAUAGUCAAAAAGGACUUAGGAACAAAAUAAACAUAAUUUAAUAUGCAAACUUCAUGCUCAUUCAAGUAAAAAAACUAUGAAUAAUUCCAGCGGAAAUAAUUUUUAAACAUUUUUUAGAUAUUUAACACUUUUUGAUCAAAAUAUUAGCAUAGAAGGAAUCGUAGUUUUCUUUCGAAAAAUAAAGUCGCUAUGUAAGCGAAGGAUAGCCAGCUGAAAGGAACAGACUACAAGAGAAAUAUGACAGUCGCUUACAAUAACAUACCCAGUCCUUUCGCAGACGGGAAUGGCACUCGUUUCCAGCUCCAUCUGCAAAUUGGCGGCGGCGCUACAAAUCCCGUGGGUCUUUCCCCCGGGAAUCCCGCUACGUAAGGGCAAAAUCAAUCCAAUCCUCCCAUCCCGGGUUUAAAAUUAUCGAACAAAGUUGACAAAUCCCGCGUAUGCCAUAUUUAGAGUCCAGCUUGUAGCCUAAUAUCAUCACUCUUGAAAAAACCCUUAACACUACUUUUCUGUUUCAGCUGGCAGACCACCUCUUGGUCAAAUGCCCUUCAUUGUGACUCCUGAAGGAAAAACCCUGGCACAGUCUGGUACAAUUAUGAAGUACAUCUGCAAAAAAGGAGGUGAUUUAUUGAACGUAACUUGUUAAUCAGCUUGCUAAAUCAAAAGCCCAUAAUCCGAAGCGAGCAUUUCUCUCGUGGCUAUGCAACGACGUUUUCAUAGACCAGUUUAUUUUUAGAUCGAUUUUCCCGCAAAUUUUGAAGAUCAAAUUGGUCUUACAAAUCAGUCAUCGCGUUUACUUCUGUUUAUAAUUAUCGUGCUAUGGAUGCGCACGCAGAGAGAACGGCACAUCCUUUUUCGCGGGAAAAAGUGCUCAAAAUGAUGCUAUAUAUAACUUGUCUGUGAAAACGCUGUUGCGUAGGCCAAGUAUGGGAGUUGUACUCUCCAGAUUAUGGACUCUUGGCUAAAUACAAUAUCACAGGGCUCUGCAUGAGGCAAUACAAAAAAUAACAUCACCAUGGUGACUGACAGGAAAGGUUUUAUUAUGGUUGCGUUCGAUUGAGAAAUCCGGUUUUCGGAUUUUCCAAUCGAACGCCAGAUCCGAAAACGGAUUUCACUUCCGAGAAAUUUGUUCUCAUGGUGGAAUUCAAUUAAGAAAUUCAAAUCUAGAUUUCAUGCCUCCUUUUUACCGUUCGAUUAGGAAAUCCCAAAAAGCAUUAAUUUUGCAAAACUAUUCUCGCGAACACUGGUCUUCUCUUUGUCUCGGUAAUUGUUAUCAGCCUUGGUCUUCGGCUCGAGUGAUAACACUUACCUCGACCUUGAUUAUUCCGGAUAUCACAAAAACCUCAUCCAAUAACUGUUUAAUAUAAAUAUAUAAUUUAAUUUUUGUCUUCCUUCUCUUUUCUUAUCUUAAAGCAUUCAAACACAUGCCUUGAUAUUAAUUUUUAGGGUUCAGGCUUCUCGCUUCUCUUACAUACAUUACUGAUUUUGUGGGGAGGAGGGGUGGAGGUAUAGAGAGGGAGGGGAGGUAGGGGAUUGUCCCUCAUUGUAGCUUUGUUUUAAUUUUUACUUUUGGUAAUUAGGUUUGUCCCCAGCUGACGUUUUUGAUGAAGCGAUAGCGGAUAUGAUCAGUGAUGGAGUUACUGAUUUAUUUCCGCCAUUGAUCAAGAUGCACUUUGAGAAAGACGAAACGAAGAAGGUAAUGCAGAGCAAAUUUCCAAUGUUUCAGUAUUCCGCGUUAUCUGUCAGGCUUUACUCCAGACACCAGCCUUCAGCGACAGGCAUUUUUUAAUUAUUUUGCUUUGGGAAUUGGGACUACAUGUUAAUCAGCUGCAGUUAAGUAAACUUUAAAAUGUCUGGCUAAAAGUGAUUCAAAUAGUCGCAUUCGUUAGCCUCUGUAUGGGUAUUUGCGAGGAAAUUGAAGUCACGACGCUCCCAAUUGAUGAAACGACUAUCUUAGAGAUUAAAGCGACGAUCACAUCGGCAUUCCGAUUAAAUUAAACAGAGUUUGGUCGAUCGUUUCACGAGCUAAACGCGAGCCCGAGUCAACCACUAGCUACGAGGCAAGCAAGAGCCAACCUCGAGUCGAGCCCUUUUUUUUUUUCUUUCAAUUUUUUAGUUUCAUGGGCACAGAAAAGCAAUGAAGGGUUUGCAGAGAUAAUUUAACAGAAAAAUAUGUACUGAUAUGAUAAGUCAUUACCCGCUUCGUGACCACGGCAAAACGUUCUUUGAACAGAAUCAUUAGGUGAUCAAACUAUUGGACGAAGAACCGAGAGAAAUACCAACUGUGCACGGCUUCUUCCUUUGACUUGGAGGCGCCAUAUUAGAAUUUGCUACAGUUAGCCUAAUGUAACAGCUCAAGUGUAGAUUGAAACCUGAGUAUCUGGCCGUCCUUGUGGAAUGUGCGAAGAGGAAAUUUUACAGGAUGGGAAGGGGAAGAGAGAGAAGGAUUCUGUCCCCUUUUUGCUUCUCUCGCAUACCCCCCCGCCCCCUUCCCAGAAACCCUUGAAAAACCACCAGAUUUUAUGGAAAACGUGCGUCGAAAAUGACGUCUGCAGGAACCCACAGAGAGGCUCAUUCGUGUGGCUUGAAAAAGUGGGGAGCAUAGUAGGGGGCUUUAGCAAAGACAACGGCAACGGCAGCAAAAACGCCCGUUUUUUCAAAGUUUGUCACAAUUAUAUCAACUGGGUCAAAAUGUCAACUGAUGUUUUGCUUAUCAAACCUAUUGCCUUUUUACUUUUGGAAGUUCUCGUUGUCUUCGCGGUCGAUGUCGGCGUUGAUAAACUGAGCUCUCAGGUGUGUCAGUAUAGUUAGCUUCGACUUGUACUUUUUGGUUUUGCUUCAUGUACAAUUCCGUGGGUUUCACUCUUUGCUGCAUUUGUAUUUCCUAGAAUUUAGUCUUUACUGACCUAUAAUUUUUUUUUGCCUUAAUAAUAAAGGAGGAGCUUAAAAAGGAGUUUUUUGGAACGACGCUUCCUGCACGACUUGAGAAAUUUGAAGCCCUUCUCAAAAACAGGAAUGAAGGCAAGGACUUCUUUCUCGGCGAAAAGGUGAGAUAAGAGGAAUGCACAAAGCAUGGGAAGAGGAUUAGGCUUUGGAAUUCUAAUGAAUAAUUAUAUUAUGCGUUUAGUUACUGACCGCUGUCUAAGCCUUCAAGUGCGUUUACAUCCAAUUCAGCGUCGGCAGCUUGUUCUCCUAUAACCUGCGUAGCGGGCGCCGGUAAUUUAAGGCGAAGGCAGAAAUUUCGAGGACGCAUGCGCGCACGAGAGGAGAAAGGAGAGGAAGUCCCCUGCCCUUUGUGUUCCCCCGCGCGCUCUACAAAAAAACUAACAAAUAUCCCUUCUUGUUAGUAAAGAUACAGGUGUGUUCGGUAUAUCUAAACGUUUUGCAUAAAUUUAGUGCCUUUAUCAUGAAUGCCCUUUCCCUGCCUUCUCAGAAGGCCCAAAAAGUCCGGUUUUAAUAGGGGAAAGAGAUGCAUUGAUCAAAUGUGGAAUGUGACAGGAUAUGUGUUUGGACCUUAUACAGGACGUACCUUUUUCGCGCCUUUUUUUGGGACCACCCCGUCUCCCAGAUACACAACUAGCUGUUGCGGAUUAAUUCAAUUAAUUCUCGUCUUACGUUGUCGUUCUCUUGUCGAAGUUUGUUAGGCUUUUGUUGACAACAGGUUCUGAAGUACAGGCCCUUAACCAGGAUUUUAUGUGGGGGGGGGGGGGUGCUAACGAGGCCAAAGUGGACCAAACUACCGAAAAGUAUUUUUUAUUGUCUGAUCCGUUUAUUUAGGAAAGUAGCAAUACGUGAGAAAUUCACGCUCUUGACGGGGUACUUUACUGACUCAUGUAUCGAGAGACUAGCAAGAUUUAGCUGCAGCCUUCCUCUUUCUAUUUUCCUGUUCUCCCCUACCCAUAACGUAUUACACAAAUUAUGGUUAUGGUUAUUUUAGCAUACGAAUUGGAUUUUAGGGUUUAGGAGAGCUGCUACAAGACUGGCUCGCUGUAACUUGCCACACCCCCCAAGAAUGGCUACGCCAAGCGUAACGAUUUUUUUCUGUUUCCUUCCCGCAGCUGACGUAUGCCGACAUCAUUUUCUUUGACUUCUGUAACAGCUUUCUUUCCAAGGGUGAAAAAACUGUUCCUGAGCAACUAGAGAAGUUCCCGCCGUUGGUGCAGCUUUAUAACCGUGUGUUAAGCGUACCCGAAAUUAACGAGUGGGUAAACAAACGCCCGAAAACCGAGAUGUAAGCGUGUAACGUAGUUGAAUGACGUCAUCGCCGUCGGCUUGACGUCCACAAACGAAUAAAG
Porites lobata is the source of this 4770-nucleotide messenger RNA. The record is from the annotation of a GenBank genome assembly. NCBI's taxonomy places the organism in Eukaryota, Metazoa, Cnidaria, Anthozoa, Scleractinia, Poritidae.